Ictalurus punctatus (channel catfish) is the source of this 2209-nucleotide messenger RNA. RefSeq names its product inka box actin regulator 1b (gene inka1b). The transcript is spliced from 3 exons. Gene Ontology annotation, cellular component: nucleus. Lineage: Eukaryota; Metazoa; Chordata; Actinopteri; Siluriformes; Ictaluridae. The record is from RefSeq and is a predicted model, not a curated record. Gene Ontology annotation, molecular function: protein kinase binding; protein serine/threonine kinase inhibitor activity. The coding region runs from base 360 to 1250 and encodes 296 amino acids.
AAAGAAUAUAGGCGAAUGUUUUACAUCAGUGUUGAUUUUGAUUUGAUUUGAUUAUUGUUUGUCUCCUCUUCAGGUGAUAAAGAGUUAUUUCCCGGCUCACAUUUCAGCUCGCUGUUGAUUGGCUGGCUGGAAGAUAUUCGCCGCGGAUUGGCUGAGACUGAAGGAGCUUCAAAUGAACGGUGCGCUCAAAUCCGCUCUCGCGCAGCUUUGCGACCAAACGAGUGCUGCAGCAGCUGGAGCACCGCUGUGCGUUUCUGUGUCACUACACACACACUCUGCAGAGUUCAUCGUUAUCUAACUCUGGGAACUGCGAGACAUCCGAAACUUAAAAAGGAGAGAAUACACUGGAGAGAAACAACAUGUUGUGUGUGCGAACUUCGGGUGACUGCUUCAGGGACCAGAUGCGGUACAUGAUACGCUCGAUGCAAGACCUGAAGCAGCUGCAGGAGCCCAGUGAGCCCAACAAGUGCUCUUACGCAGUGACACGAGCUUGCCGACGGAGAGCGCUACAGCGAGAACACUUGGCCCGUAUGCGGAUCUCCCAGUCCAGUGAUGGCAGCACCUACGACUCGGCUUGCUGUCUGGCGAGUCCACUGGAGGAAGAACAGGACGAGGAAGAUGCAGUCAGUCAUCUGCCUCAGGGUUCGCCGUAUAGUGAGAAGAGCGUGGACUUCGAUUCAGGAUAUUCUGAGGCGUCUUGGCAGGAUGAGGGUGUGGUUCUGCGGCGCACUAGGAAUGUGCGUGUUUCAUCCUCCGCCUGUGUUCGCACUAACCGCAUUCGACCCAAAUCGACCUCGGAUGCAUGCUUGGAACGCUGGACCUCGUUUGAGGCCAGUGAACCCGAGGACUGGACCGCAUCCCUGUUGACAAGAGGCCGCAACAGGCAGCCUCUCGUGCUGGGAGACAACAGCUUUGCAGACCUCAUUAAAAACUGGAUGGACCUUCCUGAGUGUCCUGAAGUGACCAAUUUAAAGCCCAACCCAAGUAGCAAGCUAGCCAAAGACUUUCUGGUUAACAUGAGGCGGAAACUAGCCAUCAUGUCCAAGGGAAUAGAAGGACGAGGCAAGUCUGCGGGGCCUUGCACAAAGCGGAUGUCAUGUCCUGUAGGGUUUCAGAUUCCAAAGCCAUUCUUUCACCAGUCACACACUGGGCUACACCAGAUGGAAACAGACUUUCACCAGUUCAGUGCCCUCAUGAGCAGUGGGAGCAGACAGCCUAUUAUAUGCAAUGACAUUAUUGGCUAUAUCUAAGGCCUUGCCAUAACAGGAUUCUACGACUGGAUAAUAAUCAUCAAGCAUCAUAUAUAAGUAUGUGUACAUAAAAUGUAAAGUGAAAUAAAUGUUUCUGGAAAACACAACAAAAACUGUUUGAAAUUUGUUUUUUUUCAAGUAUGUAAAGACUAACGCCUUAAACACUGGAUAUGGCAUUACUGAUAUCUUCCAAACCCUCACGUAAGCUAAUAACUACAUAAUAUUCACAGGAUCUGAUUCGGUAGGUUUUAAUGACUGUAUGAUUAUAAUUUUUGUUUAAGGUCAUGUUUGUGGCAGUGCUAAGGCUUAAAGUUCCACCGUAGAUUCACACUUCUACUUAGGUAAUGAGAUCAAGGUAUCGAAGCUGGUCAUGGGCAUACUAACUUUAGCAGAGGACGUCCUUAUAUAGUAUAAUACUCCUAAAAUACUACUGAUGCUGCAGGUUGAAAAUAAGAACUUCACAAUCUGUGAAGAUUACAUAGCGCUAGUACAAAACUAUUCCAUUUGCUCCUGUGUGUGAAGGGAAAAGAAACAAUACAGUUGAAAUGACAUGCUGAUCUAUAAAUGUAUGUACACAGCUGUCAUAGCAACUGUGUGUUAGUUUCAGUGUGCCACUGCAGCUGUGUGCUAAUGCAAUUAACCCAGUGCUCAUGUCAGGUCUGAUGGCUCGUCUGCUUGGCUACAACUUUCAAAGGAAGAAGGGAGUCCCGCACUUAUGUUUAUGUUUGAGGAUGAAGAGGAUGCUCAUGUCAACACCUCAUCAGAGAUGCCUGCUGUGGAGUUUUUUUUUAGCUCCUUCUUGGCUCCUCAGUAAGAAGGUCAUUGUGUGUUUUGUGUGUGUGUGUGUGUGUGUGUGUGUUCUGAGAUGGGGAGGGGAGUGUGGCUUGAUCAGUCUACUGGGUCCAGAUGGAACCUUGAACAAACUCACUUAACCUCUCUCUUUUUUUUUUUUUUUUUUU